AUGACGAUGAUGCUGGCGGCCUGUGAACCGUGUCGCCUGCGGAAGCGAAAAUGCGAUCGACUCGUGCCCACCUGCAGUCUCUGCAAAAAGAGGUCCGGCCCGUGUUUCUACGCCACCCCAUACCGCCAAAUCAGAGCCCAGGAGGUUGAGAACCAAUUGAUGACAGUUGCUGACAGCCUGCAAGCAUUGGACCGCUCGCAAGAUGUCAAAUUGUGGGAGACGGCCAAUGACCGUAUAUACUACGCCUGGGCAAUCUGUUCUCCAGAAGCAUCCGAACCGUAUCCCAUCGCUUCACGCUGGUAUAUGCCACGCUUGAUUCGGCUUUUCUGCGAGGGUUUAGGCUUGUCCAGGGUUCCUGUGGACGCUAAGAGUACAGCGUACACGCUCCAGACUGUGUGGGUGCAGAAAGCCCUGGGUGACCCUUGUCUAUUCCACGCCACGCUCUUUGCGGGAUCUUCCUACUUUGACAUCCUCCGGGGAGAAAAACAGAACCCCAUCACGAUUUACCACCAGAAUGAAGUAAUCCGACGAAUCAAUGAGCGUCUGUCAGACCCAGUCCUGGCCCUGGACGACCGAACGAUCGCCUCAGUGGCCCCGCUCGCCCUCUUCGCAGAUCUUAACAAUGACCGUGCUGCGGCCGAUGCCCACCUCUCAGGCCUGCAGAAAAUGGUCGAGCUCCGGGGGGGUCUCCAUAAAUUGGGUCUAGAUGGAGUGGUGGCGACCUUGAUGGAAAUGAAUAGAAUCGUCUACAUGAUUGCAUUUGAUCCGGAAUGGGGCUUUUCUUCGACCCUUUCGUCUCCGGCUCCACUCGGCCUCGAGCAUAGAGCCCUGAACACCAGCGCCCCCAAGAACCCGGCGUCCGAGGCUGACCAUGCCCAAAUCCAAAGUCUUUUUCAAUGGGUUUCUAAUAUCAAAGAGCAGGUCACUCUGCACGGCGCAAUAGACCCGACCCAAGCGGCAGAGCUGCCCCCUCCAUCGCAAGAUCCCAUUCACGGUUGCUGCUACUUGGCUGCGAUGAUAUUCCGGCAUCUGGUAGACAUGCAGCCCUACAACGUUGCAAAGCAAGCACAGCUAGAUGCCCUUGCCCGCGACCUGAGGGCUUCUUUGGCCCUGACAGAAGACGAACGCUGGCUCCGCGAUGCCCCCGCGGCCCUAAUAUGGACGUGCAUUACUGGGGCAGCAGCAUGCGCGGAUUCCCGAACCCGCGUCUCGUUUUACUUCAAGCAGGCCUCUGCCGUGAGGCUUCUCAACAGGCAACACGACCUCUCCGUGUUGGAAGACAUCUGGAAUCAUUAUUCGUGGCUCCGAGGGCGCAGGCUAACCCCUCUACCAGAGGCAUAUGUGAGCGAAUGA
Messenger RNA from Aspergillus ochraceoroseus IBT 24754, 1353 nucleotides. Its product is annotated as Zn(II)2Cys6 transcription factor domain-containing protein. The transcript is spliced from 5 exons. The record is from RefSeq and is a predicted model, not a curated record. Gene Ontology annotation, biological process: regulation of DNA-templated transcription. The coding region runs from base 1 to 1353 and encodes 450 amino acids. Lineage: Eukaryota; Fungi; Ascomycota; Eurotiomycetes; Eurotiales; Aspergillaceae. Gene Ontology annotation, molecular function: DNA-binding transcription factor activity, RNA polymerase II-specific; zinc ion binding.